AUCGUGUGCUCACUUCGGUGUACUAAUAUCGGUCCUUUGUGACCUGCUACUGUUUGUGGCGACGUUUCCGAUCACGACAACUUGGAAUGGGGUCGUUUAAAAGCUUGGUUUUGUUGGCGAUGGUGUGCGUCCAGUUGCAGAUGAUUGCAUCAAUGACGAAUUAUGAGUUCUACCAAGCCGUCAAACCCUACAUCGAUGAUGAAAACGUCGAGUACAGAGGCAGAGCCGUAGCCGACGAUGAUGACGUCAUAUAUCUUCCUGGAGGACCGAACGAUGAAUUUGACGUAGAAUACGUUCUUGAGAGAAUGGGACUUCUGGAGAUAAUCAAUGAUAAGUCCGACGAAGAGAGCAGAUUGAACCCUCUACAACGCUUAGGGCUCCACGCCGGCUGUAAAUGCCAGACGAGUAGCUGCGAAUGUAGUCUGUCCCACACAUUUAGCUUCUUCUUUACAAAGUUUACCCUCAAAGCCAGCGUGACUGUCACAUACAGCGCUGGAACAUUCACCUUGACUUUCGCCCUUAACGACCAUAGGUUGUUCAGCCAUGCCGUCAACUUAAAGCAUAUGCCAGCUCUUUGUUACGGUGUACCCGGCCUGAGCAUAGCCAAGGUUUGCUUGGAUUUGUAUGGACUCGACAUGGCUCAGAGGAAAAUCUGUGCCAAAGUUGUUGGCAAACUGGACAUUAAGGUCCAUGAAUUCAAAGUGAACUUAGAUCUUGGGUGCGUCAAAAUUCCAAUCCUGAAGGACGCAGAUAGUCUUUAUCUGGGACAGGCUGGAGCUGAUGACGUAGACAUGCCCUAUGCUGACGUCACAAAGCCGGCGGAUAGACUGAUGUCUCUAUUCGUGACAGAGCUUUGGAAAUCUCUGAACAAUCUGGAUAAUUAAAGGACACUGAUAAUUAUAUUUAUAUCAGUAAACUAUCAGGACUUUGAAACGGAUUUGUCUAAAUGUAUGAAUGUAGACUUUUGUAUGCGAGUAGACUAUAUAUAUUUGAUAACAAAACUACUGUACAAUGAACAAUUAGCAUAGACAUUUGGUUCUUUGAAGAUAAUCUCUAUACCUAAAUGAUGAUACAAUAGGUUUAUAAGUACAGCAAUUUUAUCAGGGUGUUCGUAUUGGACCCAAGUGGGUUUUGCAGUUUUAAAAAUCAAGGGAAGUCAAAAACGACCUUCAGGAUCAAAACGGAGUUCUAAUAAAAAAAAUAGUAUAUGCAUUACUGUUCUUUUUUACAUAUUGAUCAGACAGGUAUAAAUAUAAUAAAUUUCUUGAAUAAUUAUUUAAUAAUACUUGAAUGUUAUGAGGUGACGUCAUCGGAAAAUCACUGUAUUGCACUUGGUGAUAUACGGGCAAACGGUUUUGCAAAAUUUUUCGCAGAUUGUGCGUGUAUGAUUAGGGCAGAUAUUAAGCCAACUGUUUAUAAAAAUACUUUACUGUACAUGUAUACUUGUACUCAUUUAGAAUCUAAUGUUCUCAUGCUGUAUGUUUAUAUGAAUAUUAGAUCAAUAAUUUAAACUAAAUUUGUUUAAGAGAAAGAAAUGUAAUUGAGUAAUAAAUCUUAAUGUAAACGUUUACAUUUUUGCAUAUUAAGUAAACUUGAUCAGAUAAGAAUCGCGAAUAUUAGUAAAAGCUUUAAAGAAAUAAAAACUCUGUUAAAAAAUAAAAACGAAGUUAAAUGAUGAAAUAAACAGGAAUUAUUUCCUUUUUGUUUACAUUAUAUAUAUAUAUAUAUAUGGUUAAAAUAUUAUUUUUAGAUAAGUAAAUAAUUGAAAAUGUUUUUUAAACAAUUAUACUAAUUGUAUAGAAUAAAAACAAAUUUGGUACACGGAUUAUUUUCUUACAAUAAUAUUAUUUCAAUGUUAGGCCCCUAUUUCUCAAACUUAAAACAGGUUUAAGCUAAGCUCACUAUUUUUGUUUUCUUUGUCUUGUGAACCAUCUGAGAGCUUUUGGACUUUUAAAAGAAAUUAUUCUUAUUCUCAUCACGAUAAACUAGUUUAUAAUUAGUAAAACGAAAUUCAAGUAACAAAAAAGUAUUAAAUGAAAUAGCUACUUAAGCUGACUAAGCUUAAGAACUUUUGAGAUAUUGGGGCUUUGGUCUACAGUCGAACUCCGUUGGCUCGAACUCGCUUGGCUCGAUUUCUUCGAUGUCUCGAACUGGAUGUAAAGGAGCAAUUUCUUUAUAUUGAAUGUAAGCAUUCCAGCUUUGCUCGAACUAACCGAGGCUCGAGGUAUUUACGCAGGUCCCUGGGAGCUCGAGCCAACGCGGUUCGACUGUAUAUGUGUUUGUUAAUGUAAUCAAAUAGAUAGAUGCUCCUUCUUGUGAAAAUGUGUUUUCUUAUAAAGAACCUCUUUUGAUUGAAGAGUUCUUUAUAGGAGUGCAAUAAACUACAAUAUUUAA
Messenger RNA from Mya arenaria, 2394 nucleotides. RefSeq lists its product as uncharacterized. The transcript is spliced from 6 exons. Lineage: Eukaryota; Metazoa; Mollusca; Bivalvia; Myida; Myidae. The record is from RefSeq and is a predicted model, not a curated record. Bases 87 to 884 code for a protein of 265 amino acids.